Messenger RNA from Ceraceosorus bombacis, 3394 nucleotides. NCBI's taxonomy places the organism in Eukaryota, Fungi, Basidiomycota, Exobasidiomycetes, Ceraceosorales, Ceraceosoraceae. The record is from the annotation of a GenBank genome assembly.
AUGGAGCCCUUUGUAGCUUCUUACGACGUAACACGCUUAAGCACGCCUCAGCUGUUCUGGUCCGAGCUCGAUGAGAUUUUGUAUGCGGAUCUCGAAGGGCCCGUCGCCAGCAGCAGCAAGACGCAAUACCCUGCCAGGAUAUCCAAGAGCAAAGUGCCCAAAGUCAUAUCUGGCUUUCUGAGGCUAGCGGAUGCUUGCUAUGGUAAGUGCAGGAUCUUGAACCUCAGUUGACUACGUGCUGAACGUUUGAGAUGCGUCGCACGCUGCCCCCGUCGCUAGGCCGAUACCUCGAGCAGACUUAUAACCUAGAUCACGCGAUCGCGCGACUCUUUGACAGCCCUGCUUUCUCUGAUCACCACGAAUAUGCAGCGGAGUUGGUCGUCAAUCUCGUUCGAAAUGCGCGGACCAUACCGUCUCUUCUCAUCGGAUACGAGGUGAUCCUACAAUACGGACAGUCCGAACCCAUCAUUUUCAAGCACCUUCAAGGGAGCGCCCGUGAUCUACUUCCAAGGUUAAAGCAUCAGAUUUGGGCUGGACAUUACGCUGCGCAGGCCGAUCAGAGCUUGGCAUCGGGGCUCACGACCAAUCACGGCGUCAUGCAAGACCACGAGGCGGGCUGGAGUGGGGCGAGCUGGGACAAAUCUGAUAGCGACCGCUACGAGACUGAGUAUACAUUGCCAAAUGCUAGGCUCAAUAAUGCUAACGACAGCGCAACCAGCUGGCGACGGUGGCAGCUGGAGCUGCGGAAAAAAGCCGUGAGACUGCUUUACGAAGUCUGUAGAGUGCAAAAGCUGGAUCAUAGAGAUAUGAGUGAGUGAUCUGCCAGACAUUUUGAGGAUGGCGGACCCAGCUGAGCACGCCCGGCGAUGCGCUGGUGGACUCUACAGGAGCUAUCGAUGCGAAGCUAGUAGAUCAUCUGUUCGAUUUGGUGGAGGACACCCGACUGCAUGCGGACGAGGAAUUCAAUUAUCUGCUCAUCAAAGUCAUCGUGAGUUCGGCCUUGGCCUGUAGCCGACCUGUACAGGCACCAAUUGAGCAAACAUCUGGACACUGUCUUAGGUCGCACUGAAUGAGCAAUUCAUGGUUUCGGCCCUUGCAUUAGCAACCGAAGCUAUUCGAGACGAAAAACCAUCGAAGGAUACUCCGCAAAGGUCCGGCAAUCUCAUCAUUUCUAUCUUAAAAGAGCGCUUCAACCACUCGAAGACCUUCGGAGAGAAUCUUAUCUUCAUGCUCAAUCGCGCCUCUAGCUCAGAUGCAGAGGAUCUGUGCAUGCAGCUGCUCGUUCUGAAGCUGCUCUACUUGCUCUUCACCAUGCAAGAGACGGCGCACUACUUCUACACUAAUGAUCUCAAGGUUCUUGUUGAUAUCUUCAUCCGAGAGCUUUCAGACCUCCCUGAUGAAAGCGAAUCGGUGAGUAGGUUCGGCUCGUUCGGGCCAGCUUUGCAGAACUGCUCCUGAGAUACUCGGUCCUCAACAGCUUCGACAUACAUACCUUAGGGUGCUGCAUCCGCUGCUCACCUGCACACAACUACUGUCGCACCCGUACAAGCGAACAGAGAUCCGACGCCUAUUGCUGGGCUUGAUCUCACAUGCGCACUUGAGAGACAUCACACCGACCACAAGUCGCUUAGUGGCUCGUUGUCUGCAGGCUGAAUGGUGCGUCGAGCUCGACGCGCUGGAUCCUUCGAAUGCAGCCGCCAUCAAGCAAUUGGUUGGACGACACGACUCGAGCAGCUCGAUGACGGAGGAACUGGCCGAUGCAGGUGUAGCGAUCGCUUCCGUGCAAUCUAUAGCUGGAGGGCCCGCAUCACAAGUGCUGGUAGAGACUACCAUCGAGGAUGGCGAGCCAGUAAUUGCGCCCGACGCUUCCGCUUCAACAUCGACCGGAGCUGAUGCGAUGGCGAUUGCCGUAGCAGUCGAGGACGGGGGCAUUCAUUCGAGCCUGGUAGGCUCAGCUGGUCGGGAUUUUGAAGAGAGCUCUCUCUUCACCAGCGCUGACGUCAAAGCAAAUGAAUCUGGCCGCGAACGAGUAAGCUCGAUAUCCCAGCACAUCGAAGUGACGCCUUGGAACGGGACCGCCACCUCAACACCGGUGCCUUCCUCCCCUCAAACGACUUUUACCCCCGAUUUUGCCUCAGGCGUAGUCGCCAGCGGCAGCGAGACUGACGCUGCGAUGCAGUCGUCUUGGCAUGCGCAGGCGCUGCCUUCAAUCUCACUGCUAUCAGAGCACUCGGCGCCGAGGGCUUCUUCGCGAGGACCAGGUCCACCAAGACCACCCAAGUCUCGUGGCGCUUCGUCACAAGCGACAGCUGCUGAGAGAACAGCAUCCUCAACUGAUCUCCCGGUCAACGUUCAAGGCGGUACCGGCAUUGCGACGCAUGAGGAUGACCUGAAGCCCAACGCGCCCGAGCCGUCGUCGGACAAUGCUCUCAGCGCGGGUAGUGUCGAUGGGCUCCCCGACACUGCCGAUGGUCUCGUAUACAGUUUUCCAUUGGUCAGAGUGCAGACCUCCGAACCAUCAACGGAGGCGAAGCAGACACAGUCCGAGAUGUUACCUUUCCGCCCGCCAUCGCUCCACGUUCAGCACGCUUCAGGUGAAGGUGAUGUCGAUGAAGACAGCACACAUCGGACACCGACCCUGUCCGACCUGUCCUCGAGAGAUAGAAUGCAUAGCUCUUCGAACGCGGCAAGCGGAAGCUCCACGCCUCAAAGACGGAAGCCGCCGGCUCCGCCACGCGGCACAAAUGGUGUUGCUUAUCUAGGAGUGGGCAUGGGCAGACCAAGAAGAGGCUCUAUGCCUAAUUCCCCAAUUCAAAGCAGAAGCGAGCUCGCACCAAGCGAUUACUUGCAACCCUCAGAUCCUGCAUCGCAGACAUUUGCACCCUCAAGCUCUGAUGCUGCAGAGGCGCGCCAACCUGAUUCAGCACCUGCCAAUUCCCUCCCUCGGUCAUUCAUGCGGGAAAGGGAUCACAUACCGCGUGCCUCAUCCUUCGCAGACUUAAGCGCACGGGCACGUGAGCAGCCGCCUCCUGCAGAUAUGGACGAGGCUGCAGAAGGAGCUCGAAGCUCGUCCAGCAACGGCCUUUACCCGUCCGGCAAAGUCCGUCGAAGACCGCCGCCACCGCCUUCUUCUGCAAGUAACGACAACAGCCCGAACCUGAUGGCUGUCUCGGGCUCUUAUCCUCUGGCCAAGACUUCGGAGACGACCGCUUCUUCUCACUUGAAGCCUAAACCUCCGCCCAUCAACCGAGCGACGAAGGGAACUGCCUCGCCUAGACCGGCCACACCUUUGGUGGAUGACAAGUCGCGCGAUGACUCUCGUCAUGACUCGGACCGGAACAUGUCUACGGGUCAGCUUUCCGGAAGACUUCAACAGCUGAGAUGCGCUCAUUGA